UUUAUUACAUUUCAAUACAGUUUUAGAUAUUUUUGCACCGUUAAACAAGAUCUGGUUUGUAUUGCUACUCAAAUUCGCUUAAGAGUAUUUAAAACCUACUGAUUAUGACAGUAUAGGUAAGAUAUUUUAAAAGUCCAUCCACAAGUAAAGUGGAACUAAUCAAUUGCAAUCACUUCUCCAGUAAAGAACCAAGUAUUCUCAAAUAGGUAGGCAAAGGUCCAUAUAUGAAAGAAAGUCGUGUUAGUUACUCUAUUUAUAACUCAAGAACGGCUAAAUUAAAAUGGCUGAAAAGUGGUGAGGAGGUAUCUUAGAACUAGGACACGGACAUAGGAUACUUUAUAUCCAAGUAUUUCCUGAAAUUUCUUCGGGAAUGGGGAAAAAACUAAUUGGCGCGAACGUAGUCGCGAUCAAAAGCUAGUGCAUAUACAAAUUACACAAUAUAACAUCGCUGAAUCGCAUCGUGUCUACUAUGCAGUAGUUAUAUUUUCCUCCCCUACUCAUCAAUCUAUUAACAGGUACAAAGGUAUAUAGCAACCUACAUCUUACUUACACCUAUGUACAUAUUUUAUCGAUUCAAUUUUACAGAGGAACACAACCUAUGACUCAUUCACUCACUCAUCUGUAUUCACACCUAAAUUCAGGCUGCACUUCCGCGCACGUCAUAAAUCAUCCCUAACUUCAUGCCAAUCAGUGCAGAUCGCUAUCGUUCAGUCAUUCAUUCAGGUUGCAUUUAUUUAUGUAUACGAUAUGUCAAGGCCAAUGAUUCGUAUAUCAUUCGAUUGAACCCUGGCGCAGGUAGCGCGUCCUCCCUUGGCCGGCGCGCGGUGCUGGUCGCGAUUUAUUGAUUUAUAGCCAUACACUUGCAGUUUAGUCCUUUCCUCUAUUAAUAGAUCAAAAAUGUAACAAAAACAUGUGUUUCUUUUACAAAUGAGUGAUAUAUUAGUCUUGUUUUUUUCACAACGUAUACUUUAUACAAAUUACAAACGUAAAACAGAUUUAUUUAAGUCAUCUAAAUAUUGUGAAGAUCGUUGUCAAUUAAUUGGAGCUGAAGGGCUGUAUUUUUCGGCUAAAUGGAUUAUUCACAUUAUGAUAAACAUGGGAAUGUUAAGAGAGAGGAUCCGAGUACGAGCCAGCCUCGUCCUGGGCGACCGAAGUCCCGAUGGGAUGAAGACGUGUAUGGGCCCUGGGUACCUGUAGAACCUACGCGACCUAACGAAGUUGUGCAGGUCGCGCCGCAAUCCUCAGACACAAACUACAAUGAACAAUAUUACUACCAAGAUUACUACUCCCCAUACUACAAUUUAGUGCCUAACAACAAUGCUACGGACUCCGUAGGCUAUUACUCAUCAAAUCCGUACAACACAUUUAACCAAAAUUACGAUACAGCUGCUUCUAUGAGUGAGUAUCUGUACGAGAAUCAACUACCAGUUAAUCAUGGAGGAUAUCACUCUAUGGACCAACCUGGCUCGAGUGCACAAUCACAUCAAGGCAGUUACUGUUACACUCAACGGGAAAGUUAUGACAAACGGAAGAAUAAAGAAAGGAAUAGAGCGACAAUUACAGAACGUAGAAAGAAAAACCAUGCAACUGACAGUCGUGGCAGGACAACAAGGAGAAAAAAUGGCGAACGUGAAAAGGAUAAACCCUCUAGAAAAACGGUAGUGAAGAAAGAAAUCAAAUCAGAACCCACAACAAACACAUUACAAGAAGAAAUAUUAAACACUAAGCGCAAACAGUUAUUAAAACAGAUAAACAGAUCUUCAAGAAAAGAACGAAGGAAAAAGACGAGGUCUGCUUCUGAAAAGAAUCGCCAAAAGAAAAUAAAAACCUUUAAUCGCCAAUGCAGAAGUUUCACAAGAAAAGUUUUGAUCUCGAAAGAUAAAAAAUAUCGGUCAUUAAGUCCGGCUUCCUAUCAACGGUAUCUGGAUUUUCAACGCUUUUUGAUCAAUCACUAUACAAGUGUAUCAAAAUAUAGAGUCAAAAGAAAAAAAUGUAUUCAAAGAAAGAAUAAAAAGCUAAUAAAUAUACAAAAGAAGAAAGACAAACAAAUUGAAUCAUUAAAUCAACAAUCUUCUAAUGAAAAGAUACACGAAACUGAGGAAAGUAGUGAUGAAUCGAGUGAUGAAGAAAAUACACAAGGAGAGCAGGAUAAGAAUGUCCCAACUGAACAAGUUACUGAAUCAAAGUCGUCAAGGAAAAGGCCCCGAAGCAAAAGUCCUAAAGACUCAGAAAAAGCCAAAGAUGAGAAUGAUAAUCAAGAAAAUACUAAAAAUGAAAACUCAAAGACACCAAGUAAACGAUUCGUCAAAGUAAAAUUAAAUAUAAAUAUUGAAAAUCCAUCUUGUGCUUCUGAUUGUAGUGAGUCUUGUGCAACUAUGGAGAAUUUAAGUUUUGUAGAAGAGAUAGACGUUGAUAAAAUUAUUAAACUUCUAAAUAUGGAUCCAAACCAAGAAACUGUGUCAACUGAAGACACUCGAGGAAAUGCACGCAACGAGGAGACGCUCUCGCAAAAUAAUUUAACAAAAGAUGAUCUCCCUAACGAUAAUACUAGCGAUGACAAUGAACAUCAUCAGGCGAAUCAAACAAAUAAAUCAGUUCCUAGUAGCGAUCACGAAAUAAUAGAUCUAACAGUAGGGGAACCCGCAAAGGAUAGUUCACAAAAUAAGGCAGUAAAUAAACAAAAUCAAAAACCAAAUAAAGUAGCACCAAAAAAGAAUCCAAAAGAAUCUGGUGAAACAAUGGCAAGUAAAGCUAAACCAAACAAUCCAAACCAAAAAGACGGAACAAACUCACAACAAUCAAAGAAAGAAACAGUUAAAGACAACGAUUCAUCGAAAAACAAUAGUAGCAGAAACGAUUCAACUAAAUAUGAUAGUAGCAGAAAAGAUUCAACGAAAAACAAUAGUAGCAGAAACGAUUCAACUAAAUAUGAUAGUAGCAGAAAAGAUUCAACGAAAAAUGAUAGUAGCAGAAAAGAUUCAACAAGAAAUGAUAGUAGAAAAAAAUAUUCAACGAGAAAUGAUAGUAGCAGAAGGGAUUCAACGAGAAAUGAUAGUAGCAGAAGGGGUUCAACGAGAAAUGAUAGUAGCAGAAGGGAUUCAACGAGAAAUGAUAGUAGCAGAAGGGGUUCAACGAGAAAUGAUAGUAGCAGAAGGGAUUCAACGAGAAAUGAUAGUAGCAGAAAAGAUUCAACGAAAAAUGAUAGUAGCAGAAAAGAUUCAACUAAAAAUGAUAGUAGCAGAAAAGAUUCAACUAAAAAUGAUAGUAGCAGAAAAGAUUCAACGAGAAAUGAUAGUAGCAGAAAAGAUUCAACGAGAAAUGAUAGUAGCAGAAAAGAUUCAACUAAAAAUGAUAGUAGCAGAAAAGAUCCAACUAAAAAUGAUAAGUCAUCGAGAAAGGACAAUAGCAAGGAAGACGAAAGUAGAACCAACACCUCAAAUAGUGAUAGGGAUAAAACACGACGGAGUGAAAAACGGAGGAGCUCUGAUGAUGGCCAUAAUAAUAGUAAUACGAAACGGACAAGAGAUUCCAAGCACAAUGAUAAAAGUAAAAGCAGCGAUGGUAAAACCCGCAGUAAAUAGUAAGUAUAUUAAUGUAUUUAAACAGUUUUAUUUAGCAUGACCUGUUUGUUUGUUUGGACCAGGUAAUUAGAUUUUAGACUUCCGAUUAAUCUGACAUGUGGUACACACUAUCAAUCUUAACAUAAAAACAAUAUUUUUUGCAUUAUUUGUUCAAAAUAUUUAUGAGACUGGUCGCCCCCUAUUAUGGUAGACAUGGCGAAGAAUAGUCUUACUGACAUUGUAUUUCUGCACCUUUACCUACCUCUUCAGGGAUUAAAGGGUUACCGAGAAUUUUGAAAUUCUCACAAAUAUUCCUCGCAUUUUUUUCUAGAGAACUUUGUUAUUAUAAAAGUCAGAAUUUUGUGU
This is a messenger RNA of Spodoptera frugiperda (fall armyworm), 3926 nucleotides long. RefSeq lists its product as uncharacterized. The transcript is spliced from 3 exons. The record is from RefSeq and is a predicted model, not a curated record. NCBI's taxonomy places the organism in Eukaryota, Metazoa, Arthropoda, Insecta, Lepidoptera, Noctuidae. Bases 1071 to 3581 code for a protein of 836 amino acids.